AGGUAGGCUGCCGCUUCUCCCCGACAGACGGAGGGAGCUGCGGGGACCCGGCGCCGAGCCGAGCCCGAGCGGGAGCCCCCCCGCCAGCCGAAACGGGAGCCGCGGGCGGACGGAAGGUGCCGAGUGCGCGGUGGCCGCGGGGCCUGCAGCCCGGAAUCCGUGGGCGGCGGCGGCGAGGGGUCGCGCGCGCCAUGCGCCCAGCCCCGACGGCGCGGACGCCCCCUCGCGCGCCAGCCGCUGGUGGGGCCUGCGAGCCUGGGCCGGGCAUUGCCCCCCGACGGCUACUCUAGGGGGCGCGGGGCCCGGCGGGGGGCGGCCGAGCCAGGCGCCCUCCCCCGGCGCUGAGUCCCCGCGCCCCGGAGGGAUGGGGCGGGCGGCCACCGCCGCCUAAGAUGCCGGCCAUGCGGGGGCUCCUGGCGCCGCAGAACACCUUCCUGGACACCAUCGCCACGCGCUUCGACGGGACGCACAGUAACUUCGUGCUGGGCAACGCCCAGGUGGCAGGGCUUUUCCCUGUGGUCUACUGCUCUGAUGGCUUCUGUGACCUCACGGGCUUCUCCAGGGCUGAGGUCAUGCAGCGGGGCUGUGCCUGCUCCUUCCUCUAUGGACCAGACACCAGUGAGCUGGUCCGCCAACAGAUCCGCAAGGCCCUCGAUGAACACAAAGAAUUCAAGGCUGAACUGAUCCUGUACCGGAAGAGCGGGCUUCCAUUCUGGUGUCUCCUGGAUGUGAUACCUAUAAAAAACGAGAAGGGGGAGGUGGCCCUCUUCCUGGUCUCUCACAAGGACAUCAGCGACACCAAGAACCGAGGAGGCCCUGACAACUGGAAGGAGAGAGUUCCUUUGGAGGGUUUGGGGACAGCAGUGGGGUGGGAUGAGAAACCCUGGCGUGAAGAGCCUAUUUCUCGUCUCCAGACCAGCCAGCCCACCUUGGAGACCUUCCAGGACUUGUUGCACAGACACCCCGAUGCCUUCUACCUGGCGCGUACGGCCAAGUCUCUGCAGGCCCACUGGCAGCUCAUGAAGCAGUAUUACCUACUCGAGGAUCAGACAGCUCCCCCGGCUGUCGUGGGCCGCCGGGGGACCAGGAGUCCACAUUCACACUCCUCUGUUGUUCGUUCAGUGCAGCCGCUGCCUAAGGGGGACCAAGUGCUAAACUUCUCUGACGCAGAGGACCUGAUUGACGACAGUAAGCUCAAACACAGCUUCAGUUGCCGCUGCUGGGCCCAGCCACCCUGCUGCACCCUCUCCUCUGGGGGCCGCUUCAGCUCACUGCCUUCCCCUUUCCCUACCCCAGUCCCAGGGCUAGGCCGGGACAUGCGAGAUGAAGUCCUGGAGCAUGAGCUGACGGUGGCUGACCGGCGCCAGAAACGGGAGAUCCGGCAGCUGGAGCAGGAGCUGCAUAAGUGGCAGGUGCUAGUGGACAGCAUCACAGGCAUGAGCUCUCCAGACUUCGACAGCCAGACUCUGGCAGUGUUGCGGGGCCGCAUGGUGCGCUACCUGAUGCGCUCUCGUGAGAUCACGCUGGGCAGAGCAACCAAGGACAACCAGAUCGACGUGGACCUGUCUCUAGAAGGUCCAGCCUGGAAGAUCUCCCGAAAGCAAGGUGUCAUCAAGCUGAAAAACAAUGGUGACUUCUUCAUUGCCAAUGAGGGCCGGCGGCCCAUCUAUAUUGAUGGCCGGCCUGUGCUGUGUGGCUCCAAGUGGCGGCUUAGCAACAACUCUGUGGUGGAGAUCGCCAGCCUGCGAUUCGUCUUCCUCAUCAACCAGGACCUCAUCGCCCUCAUCCGGGCUGAGGCUGCCAAAAUCACACCACACACCUGUUCGGACAGCUCCACCACCUUCGGGGGAGAGGUCACAAGGUCAGUUGGGCAGCCAUCUCAGCGCGGCCUGCCCUUCCCUCCCGGCUCCCAUCUCCCCAUCUCGUCCACCCACCGCCUGCCGCAGCUUGUCCAGCGUGUCCGCGCUCCUUGUCUCACUGGGCCCCGAGGGGACGGUCACCGCAAUCCUGCCGUGACGUUCAGGGCCCGCUCACCUGGGGCUCAGGUCUGGGGGCGUGGUCUGGGUGCCGUUCCACGCGGGGACAGCAGUUUGGCAGCUGAGGAGGAGGAGGUACAGCCAGGGGACAGCAGAGGACUGGAGGGCUCAUCCGCUGGGGCUGGUGAGACGGUGUGUCCCUGCUCCCCGUCCGUCUCCUUCUCCUCCAGGGUGGACAUGAGAGUGUUGUCACCGCUCAAGGAGCUGAGACUCCCCAGCCCCCAGGUUGUAGCUGAGCUCCCCUCGGAGGCCACGGCUAAAGCGUGGGGCAAACUCCGGGUACAGGGCGAGGCUCUCGUGCAGCCCGGCCAGCUGCAGACACUGGAGGACGCAGCUGAGAACUACCUGGCUGACAGCAACUAUAAAAUGACUGUGUCCUGCAGCCGCGGGGAUGCUGGGUCGGGGAGGGUCUUAGAUUCACACCCCGGGUCUGUGGCCCUGGUGGAGAGGGUCGACAAAGAGGAGAAAAGGUGGCCGAAGCCACAGGGGUGGGCCUGCAUCUGCGUGUUCCCCGCUUUCAGGGUGCCGGCUAGCACACCUGUAUCCUCAGAGCAGCAGACCGGUCCGGUCCUGCUCUCUCAGCCCCCCCUCCCCUCCCCAGGCUGGCUGCAGGAGCUGGCGCGCAGGCUGGAGACCCCCUACUACCUGGUGAGCCAGAGUUCAGAUGGAGGGAACAGCUCGGGCCAGAGUGAAAACUGCAGCAGCAGGAGCGGCAGCGGCAGCGGCGGCGAAGCCAACGGGACCGGGCUGGAGCUUCUGGGUGGCCCGUCCCUGCGCAGCGCCUACAUCACCUCCCUUUACUUCGCGCUCAGCAGUCUUACCAGUGUGGGCUUCGGCAAUGUGUCCGCUAACACAGACACCGAGAAGAUCUUCUCCAUCUGCACCAUGCUUAUUGGAGCCCUGAUGCAUGCAGUGGUGUUUGGGAACGUGACGGCCAUCAUCCAGCGCAUGUAUGCUCGCCGCUUUCUGUACCACAGCCGCACCCGGGACCUGCGAGACUACAUCCGCAUCCACCGCAUCCCCAAGCCCCUCAAGCAGCGCAUGCUUGAGUACUUCCAAGCCACCUGGGCUGUGAACAACGGAAUCGACACCACUGAGCUGCUGCAGAGUCUCCCGGACGAGCUUCGGGCGGACAUCGCCAUGCAUCUGCACAAGGAGGUCCUGCAGCUGCCCCUGUUCGAGGCGGCGAGCCGCGGCUGCCUGCGGGCGCUGUCCCUGGCGCUGAGGCCUGCCUUCUGCACACCCGGCGAGUACCUCAUUCACCAAGGCGAUGCUCUCCAGGCCCUCUACUUUGUCUGCUCGGGUUCCAUGGAGGUCCUUAAAGGUGGCACCGUGCUUGCCAUUCUAGGGAAGGGUGAUCUGAUCGGCUGUGAGCUGCCCCAGCGGGAGCAGGUGGUGAAGGCCAACGCCGACGUGAAGGGGCUGACGUACUGCGUCCUCCAGUGUCUGCAGCUGGCCGGGCUGCACGAGAGCCUCGCCCUGUACCCGGAGUGCCCACGCUUUAGCCGUGGCCUCCGAGGGGAGCUCAGCUACAACCUGGGGGCUGGGGGAGUCUCUGCAGAGGUGGACACCAGCUCCUUGAGCGGUGACAACACUCUCAUGUCCACCCUGGAGGAGAAGGAGACGGACGGGGAGCAGGGACACACCGUCUCACCAGCCCCAGCGGAUGAGCCCUCCAGUCCUCUGCUGUCCCCUGGCUGUACCUCCUCCUCCUCAGCUGCCAAACUGCUCCCGCGUGGAACGGCACCCAGACCACGCCUAGGUGGCAGAGGGCGGCCAAGCAGGGCAGGGGUUCUGAAGCCCGAGGCCGGCCCCUCUGCUCAUCCACGGACCCUCGAUGGGCUGCGGCUGCCCCCCAUGCCAUGGAAUGUACCCCCAGACCUGAGCCCCAGGGUCGUAGAUGGCAUUGAGGAUGGCUGUGGCUCUGACCAGCACAAGUUCUCUUUCCGAGUGGGUCAGUCUGGCCCAGAAUGUAGCAGCAGCCCCUCUCCGGGACAAGAGAGUGGCCUGCUCACCGUCCCUCGGCCCAGUGAGACAAGGAGCGCGGACACGCUGGACAAGCUGCGGCAGGCGGUGGGUGGACGAGAUGGGGAGAUGGGAGCCGGGAGGGAAGGGCAGGCCGCGCUGAGAUGGCUGCCCAACUGACCUUGUGACCUCUCC
This is a messenger RNA of Peromyscus leucopus (white-footed mouse), 4196 nucleotides long. Its product is annotated as potassium voltage-gated channel subfamily H member 3-like. NCBI's taxonomy places the organism in Eukaryota, Metazoa, Chordata, Mammalia, Rodentia, Cricetidae. Gene Ontology annotation, cellular component: membrane. Gene Ontology annotation, molecular function: voltage-gated potassium channel activity; protein binding. The record is from RefSeq and is a predicted model, not a curated record. Gene Ontology annotation, biological process: potassium ion transmembrane transport; regulation of membrane potential.